Messenger RNA from Ananas comosus (pineapple), 1660 nucleotides. RefSeq names its product plant cysteine oxidase 2-like. Bases 16 to 1086 code for a protein of 356 amino acids. The record is from RefSeq and is a predicted model, not a curated record. The transcript is spliced from 5 exons. Gene Ontology annotation, molecular function: oxidoreductase activity, acting on single donors with incorporation of molecular oxygen, incorporation of two atoms of oxygen. Lineage: Eukaryota; Viridiplantae; Streptophyta; Magnoliopsida; Poales; Bromeliaceae.
GGAGCUUAUCCCCCCAUGGCCCCUGGUUUUGAAACCCCCAACCCCCCUCUCCUCCUCCUUUAUAUCCGCGUUUCGCUUCUCCCCGCUUUUUCCGACGUUCGGAUCGCUUUUCCCCGCCGCAAAACGACGAUUUUUGCGCCCAAAAUCGGAUUUUGGGGCGUCGGUUUUGCUCGGCUCGGUCGAUUUCGCGAGGUGGCGGUGGUGGGAUCGAUGAAGGUGGAGGGGAGCAGCACGGCGGCGGAGGAGGAGGAGAGGAAGAGCGGCGGCGGCGGAGGGGGUUUGAAGAGGCCGAGGAGGGUGAGCGGCGACGGGGCGAAGAUCACGAGGAAGCGCGGCUGCUCCGCGCGGCGGGCGCGGCGGCGCGUGCAGGCCGAUUCGACGGCGAUCCAGCGCCUCUUCUCCGCGUGCAGAUCGGUGUUCAAAGGCGCCGCUCCCGUCCCCGCCCCCGCCGACGUCGACAUGCUCCGGCAACUCCUCGAUAAAAUGAGACCAGAAGAUGUUGGGCUAAGCGCGGAUCUAGUGUUUUUCAGGGCGAAAAGUGCUUCGAAAGGAACUCCGAGGAUUACGUACACGACUAUAUACAAGUGCAAUAACUUUUCGAUGGUUAUAUUCUUUUUGCCACCAAGAGCAGUUAUCCCCCUCCAUAAUCAUCCAGGAAUGACUGUAUUCAACAAACUACUACUAGGAUCGAUGCAUGUCAAAUCUUACGACUGGGUUGAUCCUAUCAAAUCCAACGACCUGACAACCUCAGAUCAAUUGAGACUGGCAAAACUGGUUGUAGAUUCUGAUUAUGUUGCCCCAUGCAAUACCUCCAUUCUGUACCCAGCAACUGGAGGGAAUAUCCAUACUUUUCGAGCCAUUACGGCAUGUGCAGUGCUUGAUGUUCUAGGACCCCCUUACUCGAAAGAAGAUGAUCGCGAUUGCACAUACUACAGUGAUUUUCCUUACACUCACCAUUCAAAUGGUGCAACGACCGAGGCUGGAUUGAGCGAUGAACGGCUAGGAUGGUUGAAAGAGAUCAACGUUCCCAAGGACUUGAAAAUGGACGGCGUGGAGUACCUGGGUCCUCAGAUCAUUGAUGGUUGAAACUUGGGGGCAUAAAAUGAGACUUUUCAAAUGUUGAUCCUACUCUUCUUUGUUAACUGCCCUGCUGAUGUAUUUUACUUCUUUCUUUCUCUUUCUGAUACUUUGCAUCUGAUGGGUUUAGAUUGUCGCGGCGCGCGACUGUAGAAUGUCCUUUUAAAGUUCAUACAACUAGCAUUUUUGGGUUUGUUUACAAAUUUUAGCCCUAGGACUGGUCUCAAUUGUAACAGUUUAGCACCUGAAGUUUAAUCCUGAUUAAAAUUUCAUCCUCAAAAAUUUGACAUUUGAUUCAGUUUCUCCUGGAAGUUUCAUUUUUUAGCUCAAAAGAAGUAGAAUUAUAGUGCUAAUGUGGAGACCUGUUACUGGGAAUAAACUUCCAGGAACCAAAUUGUUAAAUCCGAGGAUGGAAUUUAUAUCCGGGUCAAAAAUUUAGGGAUCAAAUUUGUGAUAAACCCAGCAAUGUUCUGUUCUUCUUGUGAAUAAUUUGUUGUAGAGUUUUCUUGCAAUUUUCGUUGUCAGUGACAUUGCAGAGAUUGAUUCAGUAUACAUGCCUAUGAAAUUUGGUUUAGGGUUUAAA